CGCAGGCACAGAAGGUGAGGUCUGCGGCAGGACGGACCCCGGGACUGCCCAGAAUAGUCACUCAGAACAACCAGGCACAAUGGGGAGGAAAAAAAUCCAGAUCUCCCGCAUUCUAGACCAAAGGAACAGGCAGGUGACAUUCACCAAGCGCAAGUUCGGGCUGAUGAAGAAGGCUUAUGAGCUGAGUGUGUUGUGUGACUGCGACAUCGCGCUGAUCAUCUUCAACAGCGCACAGCGCCUCUUCCAGUAUGCGAGCAGCGACAUGGAUCGGGUGCUGCUCAAAUACACUGAGUACAGCGAGCCGCAUGAGAGUCGCACCAACGCGGAUAUUCUGCAGACACUGAAGAGAAGGGGCAUGGGCCUGGAUGGGCCUGAGCUGGAGGUGGAGGAGGGGCCAGAAGGGCCUAGAGAGAAGCUACUGAGGACGCUGGGAGGCGACAGAAGCUCGGCUUCGCCCCUGCCUCUGCUCUACCCGGUGGCCCCUGCGAUGUCGGUCUCAGAGUUGUCAUACCGGGUCCCACAUACCCCUCCUGGCUGCGACCCCAGCGGGCUGGGGGAGGCACCAUCUGUCCAUAGCCGCCCUCCCCACUUUCGACCCCCGGGCCUGGGACACCCCAUCUUCUCUCCGAGCCACCUCGCCGGCAAGACUCCCCCACCCCUGUACCUGGCGACUGAUGGGCGGAGGACAGAUCUGCCCGCGGGCCUAGUUGGGGCCCGAGGGGGACUGGGCACCUCGAGGAACCUGUACAGCGGCCUGCAGGGCUCCAGCACUGCCCCGGGCCCGGCUCUGGGGAGCUUUGCCUUCCUGCCAACAGGUUCCGCAGAUUGCACCCCCGGAGACACCGCUCCGCUCCCCCUACAGUCUUUGCCCUGGCCCCAGACGAGGGACGCCUUGGACGCGGGCCGGCCAGGCGCCCGCAGCCUGUGUGAGGAGGGUCCCCCCAGCCGAGUGGCAUCCCCUCCGACGCUCCCGAUCAGCAUCAAAUCUGAGCGUCUGUCUCCCGCCACUGGGGCCUCUGGCGACUUCCCCAGGUCCUUUCCCUAUCCUCUGCUCCUCGCCAGGCCCUUGUCGGAGCCACUGCGGCCCGCGGCUUCCUUGUGCCGCCGCUUGACCCCCGACAGCUGGCCACGGUAGAAUACAGAAGACUCCUCUCCAGCCUCCACAGAGAUCCCACAGUCUCGAGUUCCCUGCACAGCCCAUCACCCGUGAGGCACUGUUCCUUCCUGCAGCUGGCUGCUGCAUCAAUAAAGCCCCUUGCUCGGCAGGGCAGGGCAGGGC
Molecule: messenger RNA, 1279 nt
Organism: Phodopus roborovskii (desert hamster)
Lineage: Eukaryota; Metazoa; Chordata; Mammalia; Rodentia; Cricetidae
Gene: Mef2b
Product: myocyte enhancer factor 2B
Exons: 9
Coding region: 80-1135 (351 amino acids)
Biological process (GO): positive regulation of transcription by RNA polymerase II
Molecular function (GO): RNA polymerase II cis-regulatory region sequence-specific DNA binding; protein dimerization activity; DNA-binding transcription factor activity, RNA polymerase II-specific
Source: RefSeq, a predicted model, not a curated record